Phoenix dactylifera (date palm) is the source of this 1608-nucleotide messenger RNA. Its product is annotated as putative protein ABIL3. The record is from RefSeq and is a predicted model, not a curated record. Lineage: Eukaryota; Viridiplantae; Streptophyta; Magnoliopsida; Arecales; Arecaceae.
AGACAAAGGGCCUCUCCCCACCUUGUCUCUUUCCCCUUGUUCUGUCUUCCUCAUUAGCCUUUCUGUGGACUGCCCAAAAGGCAGCACUGUGAUGACCACAAAAUCAGCUCUUCAUCUUUCCUGAAAAGUAUUUCUAGUGCAGCUGUAAAAAGUAUCAAGCUUCUGAGCUUCUCCCCACCACCUUUUUGGCUACUUAUUUCUAUCACUUGUGAAUAGAACCUGGACUUCAGGUAUUGGUUUUGAGACAUCAUAAGAAGGCCAUGACAAGGUCUGUGUCCCCAUUAUUCUUUCUUGGGUUGCUCCAAAUGGCAAUUAUGUUCUAAAAAGAAUAGUAGGAUAGAUUGGUUUUUCCUGAGGAUCAUAACGGGAUAGAUUGGAAGAGUGCAUACUGAAGGCCUUUAGUCCUUCUUCUUUCCGUCCAUGGAGACCAUAUCUCCAUCUCCUUCUUCCUUCUCUGCCCAUCAGGAGGAAGCACCGGCAUAUGAUGAGAUCUCCAUGAAACAGAGCCUGCUCUUCUCCCACAGCCUCAAGGACCUGAAGAAUCUGCGAUCGCAAUUGUACUCAGCAGCAGAAUAUUUUGAGUUAUCUUGCAGCAAUGAUGACCAGAAACGGACAGCUAUGAACACCUUGAAAGAUUAUGCCCUUGAGGCCCUCGUUAAUACAGUGGAUCAUUUGGGCUCUGUCUCGUACAAGGUUAAUGAUCUUCUCAAUGAAAAAGUUGGUGAGGUUUCUGGAACAGAGUUUCGGGUUUCUUGCAUCGAACAGAGACUUCGAACUUGUCAAGAGUACAUCGAUCAAGAAGGCCGGUCUCAACAGUCUCUUGUGAUCCAAGCUCCAAAGUAUCACAAACAUUACAUUUUACCAGUAGGUGAAACUAUUCUUGAAUCUGGAAGACAUGCUAUACCGAAGUACCAAGAAUUAGACCCACCGAAGGAAUCACAGCAGUUUCAGACUGUGGUUCAAUCAACAAUUAGGGGAAGAAAACCCUCGUUCAGGAGACUGCGUUCCCCUUCGCCUUCUGCUUCCUCUUCCCCUUUCCAACGAGCACGCUCCUUAUCACCUUUUCAAAAAGCACGUCCGCCAUCACCUUCCCUAGAGAUUGGGAAAUUCUCCUUUAAAGAGAAAAGAGCAGUCUCGCCACCUUCAAAUUCAAAUCCAUCUGCACGUACAAAAUCACUCUCGAGUAGACCAAAUGCUGCUAACUCAUCAAAUAUUGGGCAUUGGUAUCCUUCGGAAACUCGAAAAUCAUCACCAAUGCACUUGCAUGCUGAAACAAACGGUCAUAAAGAGACCGAUCAAAAUUCAAAGAAGAGUAGAGGCCUCCUCAAGGCCUUGCUCACUAGGCGCAGAUCAAGGAAUGAUGAGUCAUUGUAUGCUUACUUGAAUGAAUAUUAAGAAUGCUGAACUGAAAGGGAAGCAAGGAAGGCAAACAAAUUAUCAAGAUCCUUUCCUAUGCUUUUGGUCUUUUUAGUUUUUCUCUUUUUAAUUGCUAUGUUUAUUUAUAAUCUUGUUGUAUGUUUGUUUUCGUUGGACAAGAGAAGAUGUUAUUUGUGAAGAACAGUUUUCAAAUAGCAAUAAAUUGUGCACCAAAUAGUUUUGUUUUUUUUU